AAUAGCGGCUAUCUGACGAUAGGUGAUUGUUAUGCACAAAAAAGUUGUAGGCACACUGAUUCUUAUUAGGACUACCCUGUUUUGCUGUUUUCUCGUCUUUGUGCUGAAGCCCCAGCGGGGCGGCAUGUGUGUAGCUAUUUCUACUAGGUGUCGAGUAUGGAAACUUGACCUACGGGUUAUCUGGCAACUUAGGUUUUUAGACUUCAGGGUCAUCGUCAUCUUUCGCCGACACGGACCA
Geodia barretti is the source of this 238-nucleotide messenger RNA. NCBI's taxonomy places the organism in Eukaryota, Metazoa, Porifera, Demospongiae, Tetractinellida, Geodiidae. The record is from the annotation of a GenBank genome assembly.